GGGAGCGCGACGCUGGCCUCACCCGGUCGCGGCGGCGCCGCCUUCCGGAGCGCAGCGGCCUCUAGCCCGAGGAGCAGGAGCAGCCCGCGCCGGACAACUUGCGAGCCAUGGGGCUGGCGGAUGCGUCGGGACCAAGGGACACGCAGGCACUGCUGUCUGCAACGCAAGCAAUGGAGCUGCGGAGGCGAGACUACCACAUGGAACGGCCGCUGCUGAACCAGGAGCAUUUGGAGGAGCUGGGGCGCUGGGGCUCAGCACCUAGGACCCGCCAGUGGCGGACCUGGUUGCAGUGCUCCCAUGCUCGGGCCCGUGCCCUUCUGCUCCAACACCUCCCGGUUUUGGUCUGGUUACCCCGGUAUCCUGUGCGUGACUGGCUCCUGGGUGACCUGUUAUCCGGCCUGAGUGUGGCCAUCAUGCAGCUUCCACAGGGCUUGGCCUAUGCCCUCCUGGCUGGAUUGCCCCCCGUGUUUGGCCUCUAUAGCUCCUUCUACCCCGUCUUCAUCUACUUCCUGUUUGGCACUUCCCGGCACAUCUCCGUGGGGACCUUUGCUGUCAUGUCUGUGAUGGUGGGCAGUGUGACAGAAUCCCUGGCCCCGCAGGCCUUGAACGACUCCAUGAUCAAUGAGACAGCCAGAGACGCUGCCCGGGUACAGGUGGCCUCCACACUCAGUGUCUUGGUCGGCCUCUUCCAGGUGGGGCUGGGCCUGAUCCACUUCGGCUUCGUGGUCACCUACCUGUCAGAGCCUCUUGUCCGAGGCUAUACUACAGCUGCAGCUGUGCAGGUCUUCGUCUCACAGCUCAAGUAUGUGUUUGGCCUCCAUCUGAGCAGCCACUCUGGGCCACUGUCCCUCAUCUAUACAGUGCUGGAGGUCUGCUGGAAGCUGCCCCAGAGCAAGGUUGGCACCGUGGUCACUGCAGCUGUGGCUGGGGUGGUGCUCGUGGUGGUGAAGCUGUUGAAUGACAAGCUGCAGCAGCAGCUGCCCAUGCCGAUACCCGGGGAGCUGCUCACGCUCAUCGGGGCCACAGGCAUCUCCUAUGGCAUGGGUCUGAAGCACAGAUUUGACGUAGAUGUCGUGGGCAACAUCCCUGCAGGGCUGGUGCCCCCAGCGGCCCCCAACACCCAGCUGUUCUCAAAGCUCGCGGGCAGCGCCUUCACCAUUGCUGUGGUUGGGUUCGCCAUUGCCAUCUCGCUGGGGAAGAUCUUCGCCCUGAGGCACGGCUACCGGGUGGACAGCAACCAGGAGCUGGUGGCCCUGGGCCUCAGUAACCUCAUCGGAGGCAUCUUCCAGUGCUUUCCCGUGAGUUGCUCUAUGUCUCGGAGCCUGGUACAGGAGAGCACCGGGGGCAACUCGCAGGUUGCUGGAGCCAUCUCUUCCCUUUUCAUCCUCCUCAUCAUUGUCAAACUUGGGGAACUCUUCCAUGACCUGCCCAAGGCCGUCCUGGCAGCCAUCAUCAUUGUGAACCUGAAGGGCAUGCUGCGGCAGCUCAGCGAUGUGCGCUCCCUCUGGAAGGCCAAUCAGGCGGAUCUGCUUAUCUGGCUGGUGACCUUCAUGGCCACCAUCCUGCUGAACCUGGACCUUGGCUUGGUGGCUGCAGUCAUCUUCUCCCUGGUGCUCGUGGUGGUCCGGACACAGAUGCCCCACUACUCUGUCCUGGGGCAGGUGCCAGACACGGAUAUUUACAGAGAUGUGGCAGAGUACUCAGAGGCCAAGGAAGUCCUGGGGGUGAAGGUCUUCCGCUCCUCGGCCACCGUGUACUUUGCCAAUGCUGAGUUCUACAGUGAUGCGCUGAAGCAGAGGUGCGGUGUGGAUGUCGACUUCCUCAUCUCCCAGAAGAAGAAACUGCUCAAGAAGCGGGAGCAGCUGAAGCUGAAGCAACUGCAGAAAGAGGAGAAGCUUCAGAAACAGGCUGCCUCCUCCAAGGGCACCUCAGUUUCCAUUAAUGUCAACACCAGCCUUGAAGACAUGAGGAGCAACAACGUUGAGGACUGCAAGAUGAUGAUGAGCCCAGGAGAUAAGAUGGAAGAUGCAACAGCCAAUGGUCAAGAAGGCUCCAAGGCCCCAGAUGGGUCCAUACUGAAGGCCCUGGGCCUGCCUCAGCCAGACUUCCACAGCCUCAUCCUGGACCUGGGUGCCCUCUCCUUUGUGGACACUGUGUGCCUCAAGAGCCUGAAGAAUAUUUUCCAUGACUUCCGGGAGAUCGAGGUGGAGGUGUACAUGGCGGCCUGCCACAGCCCUGUGGUCAGCCAGCUUGAGGCUGGGCACUUCUUCGAUGCAUCCAUCACCAAGAAGCAUCUCUUUGCCUCUGUCCACGAUGCUGUCACCUUCGCCCUCCAACACCCGAGGCCUGUCCCCGACAGCCCUGUUUCGGUCACCAGACUCUGAACAUGCUGCAUCCUGCCCAAGACUGCACCUCUGGAGGUGCAGGGCACCCUUGAGAAGCCCCUCACCCCUAGGCUGCCUCCAGGUGCUACCCAGGAGUCCCCUCCAUGUACACACACACAACUCAGGGAAGGAGGUCCUGGGACUCCAAGUUCAGUGCUCCAGGUCUGGGACAGGGCCUGCAGUCAGGCUGGCAGUGGCGGGGUAUGGGGAGGGAACUGGUACAUAUUUUAGCCUCAGGAAUAAAGAUUUGUCUGCUCAA
Messenger RNA from Nomascus leucogenys (northern white-cheeked gibbon), 2643 nucleotides. The record is from RefSeq and is a predicted model, not a curated record. Lineage: Eukaryota; Metazoa; Chordata; Mammalia; Primates; Hylobatidae.